AUGUCCGCACCUCCACGAAUAAACCAGAAUGGAUUCAAGACGGCUACAAACUUUCUGGACUUGACAGACGACCUCCAGAGCGUGUUCAAGAGCUAUACUGGUAGCCGCGGGGAUAGUGUUGACAGCUUGGACUCGGAAAAGCAUCAAGCAGGUUCUCGAUAUGUCUUUAACUCGCCGCAGGCCCACCAGCCUCUCCCCGCGGUCCACAUUUCAUCGAGGUUGUCAUCGCUCGAGAAUCACGAAUCGGGCGAGGAAAUUGCCCGUACUGCGCCACAGACACCCACAUCGAUCAACUCAUUCGACUUUAGACCUCGCUACCCGCGUGCCGUGACAAAUUCCUCAUUGAAUGUUCUACUAGACACCCCCAGUGUUGAAACGGAGUUUCGAAGGCUAGUCGACUCGGCCGGCGCACCUGCCAAAACCAACCGCUACGGGGCGACGAUGGACAACUACCCUGACGGCAUCGCGGACGGCAUCGCGGACUCGUCAAGUCUACAAGAAGACGAGGACGACCAAGAAAACUGGGAUAAAAGAGGAGCAGCAGUGCGGUCCGUGCAUACACGAGAUGGGGGAACCACCAUAAUCAGAAGAAGCGUCAAGGAUUUCCAGUUUGGCAAGGAGUUGGGGGAGGGCUCCUACUCAACAGUGAUGUUGGCGACUGACAAGAUCACGUCGAAGCAGUACGCAAUCAAGGUAUUGGACAAACGGCAUAUAAUCAAGGAGAAAAAAGUAAAAUAUGUCAAUAUCGAAAAGCAUGCAUUGAACAGGCUAAGCAACCGGUUGGGUAUAAUCUCGUUAUAUUUCACGUUCCAGGACAAGGAAUCCUUAUAUUUCGUGUUGGACUAUGCCUCAAACGGCGAGCUUUUGACAUUGAUUAAAAAAUACAACACCCUAAAUGAAAAGUGCACUAGGCAUUUUGGAGCGCAGAUUUUGGACGCCAUCAAAUACAUGCAUGACAAUGGUGUGAUACAUAGAGACAUCAAGCCCGAAAACAUUUUGUUGGACGACAAGAUGAGGAUACAAAUCACCGAUUUCGGUACAGCACGGUUACUAGAAAAGAAAAGCGACGAGUCCGAGGACUACCCAGUUGACGUGAGAGCCAAGUCGUUUGUCGGUACCGCAGAGUAUGUGUCUCCCGAAUUGUUGGAGAGCAAAUUUUGUGGAAAACCUGGUGACAUUUGGGCAUUUGGCUGCAUAAUCUACCAAAUGAUUGCCGGAAAGCCUCCCUUUAGAGCUACCAACGAGUAUUUGACUUUUCAAAAAAUCACCAAGCUUCAAUACGCUUUCAGUGCAGGGUUCCCCAAUAUUAUCAGGGACUUGAUUAAAAGAAUCCUUGUUUUGCAACCGUCCAAAAGGGCAACGAUUCCGGAAAUCCAAGAGCAUUUUUUCUUCCAGCUGAUUAAUUUUGACAGUUUUGACGAGAUAUGGUUGAAACCACCGCCCGAGCUCGGCCCUUAUAAGAUGAGUGCCAAGUCGAUGAUGAAGGUCCCUAAUCCGGUCAAAGCAGUGUCUUCUAUUGCACCCAAAAAGAGAACCUCAAAGCCAACAUCCGAAAAAGUCGCCGUGCCAAAGCUGCUGCUGCUGGCGACAUCUGGUAGAACAGAAAAGAGCGACAAUUUAACAAGUGUUCAAACAAAUCCUGCCACCGAGGUCAAUGCCGCCAAUGCGGCUGCUGUGGCCCUCAGGAAACCUCUGUCUGGGUCUGAAGCUACUAGCAGCGAGAAUGUAAGUUUUUCGAAGGAAAACUCAUCGGAGAGCAGGAGAAGUUCCCGAGGACCUGACUACAUACCAGGGACAAACAUUUUGAGACCACAGAUAAACACGAGGCCGUCUGUUCAAUCGUACUCGAGAGCAUCUACUCGAGAAAAGUCGAAAACUCCUUCGCGUGCAAGCCAAAAGCCUGACGUGAUGCAGGUGACGGAACCUGGUACUUUGGAAGCUGCCUGGGGUUUUUUCCUCACCGAUCCUGAUGAACGGGUAAUCAGAGUUGGGCCUGUGAUUGCCCACAGAGAACUGACGGAAGCGUUUAAUCGAAAACAUCGAGGUUCCCUACACGCCUCGCCCUUGGAUGCCACAAAGACGCCUUCCAAUAGAUCCGGUACAAGCUUGCUCUCUCAGAUGGUGAAUGGGAUACCGGAAACGAGUCUGGAAACGGCGGACGAGACUGUUUCUAUCCAAGAACCGGCGGACUUGACCGUUUUGAAAAGAAAUGAUAGCAAGAGAGACCGAAAUAAUUCCGAUGCCGCCGAGUCGAUAGUCAGGUCGGGCCCUAAUCUCAAAAACUCGAUUUUCAAAAAGCUCGGUUUGAGCCAAGCGGAAAGGAAAGAAAGCUCGGCAGAGGAAGUGAAUCCAUUUUCGCUUGAAAAGAAUCAAACGGGGACCUUGAUUGUCACCACCCACGGGCGGGCUCUUUUAGUAGCGAGGGAAAACAUGGAUUCUCCUUAUAAGCUAAUCUUGGAGAUCAAACUAAGUUAUCCUUUUAUCCAUUUCCAAGAGUUGGUGUCGCCGCAGAAUAAGUUUUCGAAAUUUUUGCCAACUGUUGGAGUUUUUGUCAUAGCAUCGGUAAACCUGUCCUACGUGUUUGAAGUUGAAAAGUAUGACGUCAGUCAGUGGACUGAAGCCCUUGCAAAAGCCAAGAACAAUGAAACACAGAGGCAAUUGCUUGCUGAGCAAGGUGGUGGUAGUACUUCACAACGUUUGCAACAAAGUAGAGCCAAGUCUUUCAACACCAAUCAGCAAACUGCGCAAGUCAAGUCUCCAAAGUUGUCCAAUUCCUCGCCUGCAGAAAGCAAGUCCAACAACAAUAAUAGUAGCAGCAGUGGUAACGGUAACAGUAACGGUAUCAGUGCCAGUACCAGUGCACGGAAAAGUGAGGAUAGCCAUCCAAAGUCUCCGAAAUUGGCAGGGGAAUCGUCGAAGCAGACAAGCAUGUUGAAAAGUAGAAUUCUUAGAGCGUCGCCUCGAAGAAAACCACCGCCCGUGAGUCCUCCCAACGAAUUGAAUAGCCACACUGGCUUACCCAAAAGCUCUGCUGACACUGGACAAUUGCACGCAGCCCAGUUGGCUGUCUCGCAGAACGCACAUGUUCCGUUGUCAGAUAAUAGACGGUCUAGUUUUACAAAGGAGACCGGAACGAAAAUCGAUACCACCCACAUUAGACAUCUGCCCAGUAGUGGCAGUCAAAGACUGCCUAUUGUUACUGGAGCAAAUUCAAAAUUUUUAGCAAGAAGUCAUAGAAAGUAA
This is a messenger RNA of Lodderomyces beijingensis, 3243 nucleotides long. The record is from the annotation of a GenBank genome assembly. Lineage: Eukaryota; Fungi; Ascomycota; Pichiomycetes; Serinales; Debaryomycetaceae.